AUGCCUCAAGCUCAGCCGGAAUUGAAAAAGUACAUGGAGAAGCGGGUCUUCUGCCAGUUGAACGGCAACCGCAAAGUGAUUGGUAUCCUCCGAGGUUACGAUGUCUUCAUGAACAUUGUCCUCGAUGAGGCCUACGAAGAGAAGGCUGGCGGUGAGAAGGUCGCCAUUGGCAUGAUUGUCAUUCGCGGUAACUCCGUCGUCAUGCUCGAGGCCCUUGAGCGGAUAAACGACAAAUAG
Molecule: messenger RNA, 237 nt
Organism: Penicillium odoratum
Lineage: Eukaryota; Fungi; Ascomycota; Eurotiomycetes; Eurotiales; Aspergillaceae
Product: putative small nuclear ribonucleoprotein SmG
Exons: 4
Coding region: 1-237 (78 amino acids)
Biological process (GO): mRNA splicing, via spliceosome; spliceosomal snRNP assembly
Cellular component (GO): precatalytic spliceosome; spliceosomal tri-snRNP complex; U12-type spliceosomal complex
Molecular function (GO): RNA binding
Source: RefSeq, a predicted model, not a curated record